CACAAGGAAACAUGCUUAAUUAUUGACAGAAAAGCAACGCAUUGGUACUGCCUACAGAGCUCUUAUCUAUUUUUAGCAGAACUCGGACCCCUUCUGCUGCAUGAUUAUACUAUGGUGGGUUACGAAGCAAUGUAGAGUUGAGGUUAGAUUAUGUGCAAGCGAGAUAUACUUUUCCAUAGUUCUGCUACUUUGUCCUAUUUCAUUCAGUGAUAGUUUUUCGCAAGAGUUGGCAGAAGGAGAUGAGUAAGUUGCAGGUAGGUGGGAGUGGGAAUGGGAAUGGGACGAGUGUGAAGACCGUCCCAGGCACCAAUGGCAUCAGCAGUGAUGGAGGAGAGGAGGUGAAAAUCGUGGGAGCUGAAAGUGCCCACAAUCUAGAUAUAUUCAAUGGAGAUUUGAAGGCUCCUAAAAGAAAUUUUCCAUAUUCUUCCUACCUUGUUGGAACUGGAAGUAAUUCUGAGCAAGGAGUCAGUGUGUCAUUAAAGAGGAGUGCGCUCAUCGAAUCAGGGGUUGGAGAUAUCAUAAUCUCUGCUUCUGCAAAAGGCUUAGAGAAGCAAAACUCCUCCUGUAAUAGAGUUAUGAAAGACUCUGAGAUCAGUAUCUUCCAGGCAGAAAAGUAUUUCAGUGAGGACAAAAUUGAUUCAUUUCAUGAAUCGAGAACUGGAAGCUCCAAACCAGGGGAAAAUUCCAAAGCCAAAAGACAAGAAAGUAAGAAUAAGGCUCUGUUUUACCAUCAGGAUUCAUAUGAUUCUCGUCAUCGCAUGGCUUCUCCUGCAGCCUCCAUACGGGCAGUCAAUUACACUUUCAGGCCAGGUGGGGUUACUCCCACAGGAUCCCCUACGACCAGCAGGAACAGCCGGUCUGGACUGCUUUCUAAUUCUGUCCACAAACUAGCUGCAACUGACAGAAGAAGACCGUCCUCAAAGUGGAGAUUUGGGUGCAAAUGUCUGUGCUUGAAUAAAAAUUCUGCAGCGAUGGACAACACGCUGACAGAAAACAGGCGGGCCUCGUCAUUGUCUAAUUCCAUGACUCCAAGUUUGUUAAUGGACAGUCCUGUCAGCUCCAUCAAAUACAGUUACGCUGGCCUGAGAAGAAGAGUUCUUAGUAGAUUGAUUGAAAAGCACAGAGAAAAGGCCUUUGCAGAUAAUGCAUCAGAGUUAAGUGACUUCAAUUGUACCACAAACGGAGAAUCAGGUUUAAAAGCUCCGGCAAGUUCUUUGGUUGAUAAUUUUCCAGAGUCCGGUCUCUCCAAGGACAGGGAGCUUCAGAAAAGGAUUCAGGGGAUCAGUCCCCGUUUCAUGGCUUAUGAUAUGGAUUCUGAUAGAGCAGAACUGGGAGAAAGAACUCAUCAAAGAAAAAUGAAUGGCAGUUUCUUGGAAAAGAAACAUGAUAUUUCCUUCCCAAUUCCAUCUGAGAAAUCUGAAGAAAUUUCAAGGCCAUCGUUGGAAGUAUUUGGCUCUCCAUUCCCAGGUACACCAGACCAUGCAGAUUCUUGUAACUCCACCACAGUAAUGGGUAUUCAUCAUCAGAUGCAGCCCUCAGAUUUACAGAGGCAUUUGGUGCUAUUUUCUCUUGACAAGGCCAAGAAGAGCUUUACCUUUAAUUCCAAUUCUGAUACCCACAAGUUUUCAGGACCUGGUAAGAAGUCUCUGGAGGACAUUGAUCAGGACAAGGAGAGUGAUUCAAGCUCAGAUCUUUUCGAAAUUGAAAAUCUGAACGCCCAAUUUUCGUUCAGGAAAAGGGAAUUUCUGGACAAUAACCCAAGAAUUCGAUGCUUCCCUGGUUCUUUUCAUUUGGAAUGCGUGGAAAAUACACACACGGCCUCUGCAAAGAGUUACUGUUAUGAGCCCAGCGAAGCCUCUGUGGAUUGGAGCAUUACGACUGGAGAUACCAUGGAGAAGGUCACUCUGGAGAAUUUUUCUUCAGAAAAUGAAGAAUCCAAAAAACAUGCUUCUCUAAAUGGUUUGGAUCUGUCAAGGUUAAGGAACGCUACAAUGACGGAGGACUCCAAAAUCAGGUCCAGGAAAGGCAGCUUUCUGAGCUGUGCAAGCGAGAAAUCCGUGAGAGUGGCAGUUCCCAUAGAGUAUUCACACAGCGCUAGAUAUAGUUAUGAGAAGAAGGGGAGUUUUACUUCUAGGUUCAGUAAGUGAUAGAUUUCAGCUCUCAAGUUAAAAGACAUUAACGCUUCUUCUAAAAAUAGUUUCACAGAUUGUAAUGGCAUAAUGUCAGUAUAGAGAUCCAUUUCAGAAUCUUGGCAUCUGUAAUAACAAUAUUCAUUGGUCUUUUAUCUGCAUUUCCCAUAUUAUAUGACCAGAAGUAUGACUUCCUUAGUUUCAAUUGGAGGCUCUUCAGUUUUCAACUGUUACUGAGUGUA
Molecule: messenger RNA, 2371 nt
Organism: Cryptomeria japonica (Japanese cedar)
Lineage: Eukaryota; Viridiplantae; Streptophyta; Pinopsida; Cupressales; Cupressaceae
Exons: 1
Coding region: 240-2147 (635 amino acids)
Biological process (GO): phototropism
Source: RefSeq, a predicted model, not a curated record